UAAUAUUAAUUAAUUGAAUUGUAAAUAUUAGCAGUCUGCCCUGAACGGCGCGUCCAGAAGUGCCAGCGGCGCAGCCAGGCCAGCAAACCAUGGAGCGGUCGGCGAUGGAGGGCAUCGCGGCGCGGCUGUCUGCCAUCCAGGGCCUCUACUUCCCAGGCGCCAUCCACCGCGGCGGCGCCCCCGACCCCUCCUCCCUCCGCCACUCCGCCCUCCUCCACCUCCUCUCCCGCGACCCCCCUCUCUUCCUCGAGCGCUACGGCUCCGAGCUCACGGCCGAGGAGCUCGACGCGUUCGACGCCCUCGGCAACGACUACGAGGUGGCGUGGCACCUCGCGCGGCUUCGGCGGGUGCGGGAGACGCCUACGGUCCAGGAGACGCGGGCGCGGCUGGCGACGGUGAAGAACCGGCGGAGGGCGUACAUGGAGCGGCUGGUGCGCGGUGGGGAGUACUUCUCCGAGGAGGCGAUGCGGGAGCGGGAGCCGUACCUCCACCAUGAGUAUCUGGGGCAGUUCCAGGACCCCGCGGGGCGGGCGAUGUCCCGGCCCGGUGAGCGGUGGUUGGAGACGCUGCUGCGGCGCUGCGAGGAGGCGGCGAUCGUCGAGAAGAUCAGAGGCGAGCAGCAGAGGCGAGGCGUCGAUAGGAGAGAGUGGGUCGGUGGGUGCGCAAGGGAAGAGGAGGAAGAAGAGGAGGAGGAGGAAGAAGAAGAGGAGGAGGAGGAAGAGGAAGAGGAAGAAGCAGCAAAGAUGCCUCUUGACGAGGGGCGGGAAUCAAACACCGGUGGCGCCGAGGGUGAGGCUACGGAGGACUUCCAGCAGACAUUAUCUGGAGAAGAGAUGCAGGAUCAGCUGGAGCAGUUCACGCUGAUAAUGCAGCAGAAGUUCCUGGCAGGAGAAGACACGGAGCAUUUCGACUAUUCCCAGAUCGACAACGAUGAACGACUGGACGAUCAUUGGGUCAGGGAAGCAAACUAUGACGCCGAGGAGAAAUACUUCGAGGAAGAUUAGCUUCAGCACUGUAACUCUGCCCUUCUCGAUCAUCGUCUUAUCUCUUCUCUCUUCUCUUUUCUGAAACUGCAUAAGAGUUGUAGAAAUUUCUGUUCCCUGUACAAAACGUUUCUUUCUAGCUUUUAAAUGUUAACAGCCGUUCAAAUGAUUUCUUGGGUU
Messenger RNA from Ananas comosus (pineapple), 1163 nucleotides. Its product is annotated as coiled-coil domain-containing protein 97. Bases 90 to 1004 code for a protein of 304 amino acids. NCBI's taxonomy places the organism in Eukaryota, Viridiplantae, Streptophyta, Magnoliopsida, Poales, Bromeliaceae. The record is from RefSeq and is a predicted model, not a curated record. The transcript has 3 exons.